AUGGAUGAUAAUUUGGCAAAGUCUUUUUGGUAUUCUCCGAAGGUGGGAUUUUCUUAUUCCAAUUCUUUAGGUAGGUCGGGAGGAUUACUCAUUUUAUGGAAUGAUAAAGUGGAAGUCUUGAAUAGCUUUAAAGGAAAGGGUUACUUGGGAAUAAAAGCUUGUUGGGAGAAUAAGUUUUAUUAUGUGGUAAAUGUGUAUUCGCCUUGUAUGUUGAACAAAAAGAUUGCGUUAUGGAAGAAGUUGCUUGAGUUGAAGGAGACAUUCAAGGAUGGGGAAUGGAUUAUGGGAGGGGACUUCAACGCGAUUAAAAACAUUAGAGAAAGGAAGGGGAGAGCGGUGUCCGUGAAUAAUAGAGAAGUGGAGCCUUUUGCGGAGUUUAUUAACAAAAGUUCUUUGGUGGAUAUUCCUUGCAAAGGGAAAAAGUUCUCUUGGGAUAUUUCGGACCAUGGUCCCAUUUGGAUUAUGAAGGAUCAAAGGAAUUGGGGCCCAAAACCAUUUAAAUUCAACAAUGAAUGGUUUAGUUUCGAUUCUUUUAUCCCCUUUGUGGAAAACGAGUGGAAAAGCUUGAAGGUGGAAGGAAGAGGUGAUUAUGUUUUAAAAGAAAAACUAAGGCUCUUAAAAGAUAAGUUAAGAAGUUGGAAUAAGGAUGUGUUUGGAAGAAUUGAAUUGGAGAUGGAGGACAGAGCUUGCAAGUUGAAUUUGGCCGAUGACAAAUUAGCCUCAGAUGAUUAUAUCAACUUUGAAAGCACAAUUGAGUUUAGGAAGGAAGCGUGUAGUAAGUUGGAUUAA
This is a messenger RNA of Vicia villosa (hairy vetch), 789 nucleotides long. RefSeq lists its product as uncharacterized. The record is from RefSeq and is a predicted model, not a curated record. Lineage: Eukaryota; Viridiplantae; Streptophyta; Magnoliopsida; Fabales; Fabaceae. The coding region runs from base 1 to 789 and encodes 262 amino acids. The transcript is spliced from 2 exons.